Molecule: messenger RNA, 3471 nt
Organism: Carassius auratus (goldfish)
Lineage: Eukaryota; Metazoa; Chordata; Actinopteri; Cypriniformes; Cyprinidae
Product: calcium-binding protein 39-like
Exons: 9
Coding region: 237-1262 (341 amino acids)
Biological process (GO): intracellular signal transduction
Molecular function (GO): protein serine/threonine kinase activator activity
Source: RefSeq, a predicted model, not a curated record
CGUGCAGUGGUGCUUGUAGCCUGCCCUGAACACACACACACACACACACACCUAUACAUACACACACACACACACACACACACACACGGUUGUCCGCACAAAACAGGCUAAGAAACAACAAACCCAAACAUCAUAUUCCAGGACUUCACGUACACCGCUGUUCUCUAGAGAAAGCCCGAAGGAGACUGAGAUAAGGUGGGCUCUCUGCUACCUGUUUGCCCUGGUAACAUCUUGCCAUGCCCUUCCCUUUUGGUAAGUCUCACAAGUGUCCAGCGGACAUUGUGAAGAAUCUAAAAGACAACAUGGCCAUUCUGGAGAAACCGGACAUUUCAGACAAGAAGGCCGAGAAGGCUUCUGAAGAGGUGUCCAAAUCUCUGCUGGCCAUGAAGGAGAUUCUCUACGGCACGAAUGAGAAGGAGCCGCAGACAGAAGCCGUGGCUCAGCUCGCUCAGGAGCUCUACAACAGCGGCCUGCUCAGCAUCCUCGUCGCAGAUCUGCAGCUCAUCGACUUUGAGGGUAAGAAAGAUGUGGCGCAGAUCUUUAAUAAUAUUCUGAGACGCCAGAUCGGCACACGGACCCCUACAGUCGAAUACCUGUGCACUCAACAAAAUAUACUCUUCAUGCUGCUUAAAGGUUACGAGUCUCCAGACAUCGCUCUGAACUGUGGGAUCAUGCUGAGGGAAUGCAUACGGCACGAGCCGCUGGCCAAGAUCACCCUCUGCUCCGAGCAGUUCUACGAUUUCUUCAGAUACGUGGAGAUGUCCACCUUCGACAUCGCCUCGGAUGCAUUUGCCACUUUUAAAGAUCUGCUGACGAGACACAAACUGCUCAGCGCUGAGUUUCUGGAGCAGCACUAUGACAGAUUCUUUAGUGAAUAUGAGAAACUUCUUCACUCCGAGAACUAUGUGACUAAGAGGCAGUCGCUAAAGCUUUUGGGAGAGCUGCUUUUGGACCGGCACAACUUCACUAUAAUGACAAAGUACAUAAGCAAACCAGAUAACCUCAAACUCAUGAUGAACCUACUGAGAGACAAGAGCCGCAACAUCCAGUUUGAGGCCUUUCAUGUAUUUAAGGUGUUUGUGGCCAAUCCGAACAAGACCCAGCCAAUCCUCGACAUCCUGCUGAAGAACCAGACCAAACUCAUCGAGUUCCUCGGCAAAUUCCAGAACGACCGCACCGAGGACGAGCAGUUCGGCGACGAGAAGACCUAUCUCAUCAAACAGAUCCGAGACCUCAAGAGGCCAACCCCGCAGGACGCUUGAGAAGGCCCACGAUUGUAUACCAAUGCAUGGAGGACGUCUAGACAGUCUUUAAGGCAGCGUCUAGACGGUGUUUGGCUCUCUGGGACGUUGAGUGGCCGCAGCGCUGGGCAUGUUUUUGUCUUUUGCAGGAAGCGUUAAAUGCCGUUUGAGCUCGGUGGGCGAGAAAUAUGAAGACAAGGAUGAAAAGUAGUCUUGCUUCGCUGGACAUUCAACCUCUCCCCCUACAAUGUUUUGUUCUCAUGUCUCAAAAAAACGAGCUAAAUGAACCGAAAACAUGGAUGUUGAUGCUGCUGCUUUAUUGCACAUAAAGAAGGAGGGUUUUGUAACUCAUACACAAACGUACACUCAAAUGUCUGUUGAUGCUUAUUGGAUGUUAAUGACAUGCAAAAAGCACUUAAACACACUCCUGUCAGCUCUUUUGCUCAUUGUCGACUAAGUGAAAAAACGCAAAUGUGACGCAUAAAUCAUGCUUUGCACAUUUCACUUAUCCCUUUUGAGUGAACGUGUACAUAGGCUUUUUCAUCUUUAAAGUUUCUACCAGUGUUGACUGAGGAGGGUUUAGUGAUUUGUUAGAGUCGUGACUGUGAUGUUGAACCUGAUUUAACUCUUUCCAUUCUUCUCUCAUCGUUAGUCACUGUGCAGAGUGGGUGGAAAGGAACGUUCUUUUGUCUGCUUUGUGUGAUUGUGACCUUUAAAGGUUUGUGCUCUGAUUAUGAUUUCUAAUACUAAUUUCAGUAUAACUAACCCCACUACUCAUACCUUUUAGUUAGUUUAUAUGUAAAAUUGUCCCUUGUUUGGAUAAUUGGAUGAGUUCAUGGGUGAAAUCUCACAAAUAAACAUGUCUAGGUCACAUCUCACCCCAAAAUCAAAAAAGAAUAUAUAUUUUGAGAUGUUCCUCUCAAAAGUUCUCCUUACUUUAAAGUAUCUGGUCUUUUAUUUUUUCCGAAGUAAUUUUCAUAAGUGUUUUUUUUUUUUUUUUUUUUUUUUUUUUUUACUUAAAUUAAGUUUAUUUUCAUUACUCAUUUACAUAAGUAAAAAGUCUGCACAGGUACUAAUAUAUUUUAAACAAAUAUAUACAAUAUACACAAUUAUUUAAAUAUAUAAAUAUACUUAUUUACAGACUUUUGUAAAUUGUGCAUUACCGAAAUUGUUGCAUAAUUGUCAUCUUAGAAAUCUUUAAUUGUGUAACCACAAACAAACUAUGAUUUCAUAUAUCUGUCUUUUCAAUUUGGGAUGAAAUGUGACCUGGUCAAAUUAUUUUACUGGUUUUUGACUAAAUUCACAAGCUUAUCUUCCUUUUGAGUAGGUUUUUAUUUGGGGGAAAAAGCAUGUGGGACGUUAUAAGCAGCAGACUAAUCGGAAAUGGUUGGACGUAGAGAAACAGCUCAUAUUAGCACCUGAUUGUGGCUGCUGAGAGGAAAUUGGAGAAGUCAUGUCCUUUAUGAAUGUUUUAUUUAGGUUUGUUUUAGCAACAGUGCAGUGGUUGAUGGGGGUUGUCAUGUAAUACUUUGAAUCUGUUGAAUGAAUGAAAAACCACACAGAACUGAAAAUGAGUUGGAGGGUUUGGUUGAUCAUUUUCGAGUUAUGGUUGGCAUUUCUGCUCUCUUACUCACAAGACAGCCACAAUCAUCUACCAUGAAACCCACCAUUUCUUCCCUAAACGAAACCAGGUGUUAUUCAUAAUGGUAACUCUUACUCCUUUUCAAUGCAGAACUAAAAGAUGUUCUACCGAAUGUUUACAGUACUGGUCAGAAUACCAGGGAUUGACUUAACAGUAUUUUAUUUUAGUGAUACCAUACCUACAAUAAACUUUACGUAGUUUAAAGAUGUACAAUUUUCAUUUUUCAGUCUCAGCAUAUACUGUUUAUGUGGUGACUGGCAACUCACCAUUGGUUGGCACAUGUAACAACAGCCAAUCACAGUCAUCUUGUAUGCCUGACAUCAUAAUGGCCCAGAGCAUUAGGAAUUCAGAGAAUUAGCAAGUUUAUCUUGCAUAUCAGUGCAUGUUUUUAUUUUGCAGCCUUAGAUGAAGCAUGGACGUCUAACGGACGGCUGGAAACCUCUCGGCCUGCUGUCUGUUCAGUUAAACAGUCCAAUCUAACCUAUGUAGACCUGGCCCAAGUAAUAAGACUUGGGCACAAAAACGGUGGUGUUUCAUCUGAUAUGUCAACCAGACUAACAGUUGGAAAUAAAGUUUGGAAUAAAAUUG